Molecule: messenger RNA, 3543 nt
Organism: Neoarius graeffei (lesser salmon catfish)
Lineage: Eukaryota; Metazoa; Chordata; Actinopteri; Siluriformes; Ariidae
Gene: lmod1b
Product: leiomodin 1b (smooth muscle)
Exons: 3
Coding region: 164-2179 (671 amino acids)
Biological process (GO): muscle contraction; myofibril assembly; pointed-end actin filament capping
Cellular component (GO): myofibril; striated muscle thin filament
Molecular function (GO): actin binding; tropomyosin binding
Source: RefSeq, a predicted model, not a curated record
UGCACCACAGUGCCGAAACAGAGUCCACUUCACUCAUCAGCUUUUUCUUAAAUGUUUGGUCUGAUUUAUGGAAAUAUACAAGGAGCGACUAACAACUACGGCUAUACGGGGACGUGUCAAAUAAUUUAUUCUCUAUAUCCUGCAUCUUUCAAACUUCGGGAUCAUGUCUAAGAGAAAAGUGAGGGGACUCACUCGAACCGGGCGCCAGGUGAGUGAGGAUCCGGACCUUGACAACUUGCUGUCAAACCUGUCGCCUGAAGAGAUGGAGGAGCUACAGAAGGAGGUGUCGACAGUGCCUGACCCAGACCCAAGUGAGAUUAUCAUAGUAGACCAAACCAAUUUAAAACAAAGCACUCAUAAUAAAAGAGAUUCUCCCUUGACUAAUCACGGCGAGUUAAAGACGGGUUUGCAAAGGAACAUCUCCACGGAGGGUCAGCCCAGAAGGGAAAGUCGGAAACAAGAAUAUCUCAGAAAAAUGGGCUUGAGUCAGGAGACAAAUGUUUCCAGUAAUGACAGAAGGGAAAGAGGAAAUCAGACUUCCAUGUGCAAUGCUCCUGUUAAACAAGAGAAAAAUAUGGAGGACAGGAACACAGGGGCCACAGAGGAUUCUAAAGAUACAAGAAUAAGGCUAUUCAAGAGGAAUGAGGAAACAGAAAAGAAAUGUGAGGCCAAGGAGAAAGAACAGAAUGAUGAUUACAAGUUCAAACAGGACACAAAAGAUGGAAGCAGCAAGACAAAAGAAUUGAUAUCCAAGUAUCAAGAAAAAAAAGAGGAUUGUAAAGAGAAGGAGAGAAGAGAUGAAAGCUGGAAGAGAGAAUCAGGAGACAGCAAGACAAAGAUUAUUUCUAGGUUACAGGGGAAGCAGGAAAAGGAAGAAAAAAAGGAACAAGGAAUGAAAGCAGAAAUCAGGAAAAGACAGGACAGUAAGACAAAAGACCUUGUUAGAGGAAAGUUAGAGGAAAACCAAAAUGCAGUUGUAGAGAGCAAAAAAGAAGAAAGCAGUAGGGCAGAUGACAAAGAGAAAACAGAAGAACAAGUGGAGUUAGUUAGCAAUGGCAAGAUAAAGGAAAUUAUUCUGAUGGAUGCUAGGAAAAAUAUUAAUAGUAUAGAUCAAGAGAGUGAGAAAGAGAACAUGGAUAAGGAUCAAGAAGUAUUAAAAAUGAGUUCUGUUGACAAUGGAAAAAAGAGACCAAAAGUGCAAAAUGAGAUCCAAAAUGAAACCCCUGAAAUCAAUGAAGAAGAAAAAGUUGGAAAUUAUGUGGCAGAAAACUCAAAAACCAUGACUAAAGAACAGCAGGAAGAAGAGGAGUCUGCUAGCAUGUUUGCUCAAGAUCUAGAGAGACUACGCAGCAAUGACCCCACGAUGACAGAGGUCAAUGUCAACAAUUCAGAAGUCAUCAAAGUCAAAACCCUCAUUCAGUUUGCUGAAGCACUAAAUAACAACAUGUAUGUCAAGACAUUUGCCCUUGCUAACUGCCGUGCAGAUGACCAUGUGGCCUAUGCUAUUGCAAGCAUGUUAUGCAGUAACAAAAUCAUCACUAGCAUCAACAUGGAUUCUAAUCUUCUCACCAGUAAGGGCAUCAUGGCACUGGUCCAAGCCCUCCAGUACAACACCUCCCUAACUGAGCUUCGCUUCCAUAAUCAGCGACAUAUCUGUGGAGGCAAGACAGAAAUGGAGAUGACAAAGAUUUUGAAGGAAAACACAACUCUACUCAAACUGGGCUACCACUUUGAGUUGGCUGGCCCACGCAUGACCAUGACCAACAUCCUCAGUCGUAACAUGGACCGGCAGAGGCAGAAGAGGUUGCAGGAGCAGAAACAGGCCAUAGCCCAGGGAACUGGAGACAAGACUGACUCACUGAAAGUCCCACAGCCUGGCUUCAACAAAAGUUCCCCAAGAAACUCACCAAAGCCAUCUCCGACUCCAUCUCCUGUACCAUCUCCGAAGUUGACUCCAAAGGCCUUUAAAGGACCUGGUGGUCCUCCACCCCCACCACCUCCAAUUCUAGAUGGUGAAUUCCUGAAGAACUCUCUGACCCCUAUAUCACAGAGAAAGCUUGAGGACAGAACUGGAGGCCGAGAUGGAGGACUAAAUUCAAGGGAUCAACUUCUAGCCUCUAUAAGGGGUGCCAAUAUUAAACAGUUAAAAAAGGUUGCAUUACCAAAACUACUGCAAUAAUCAGACAAGGAAAAGUUAAACACAAAGUGAAGAACAGGUGGCAGACAUCUCACCUUGUAAAGAUCAGGCUUUGGCAUCUGAGUCUACUAUGGCCUAUAAGACCGACAAGGAUGUGCAUAAUGAAUACAGUAUAAUUCUGUAGGAUACAGCUUCAGCCCAGGAUUCUGUCAUGAACUAUGGAAAGGAAUGGAUACCUGGUUCAAACAUGGUGCUCAGAGGGUAAAGUUUCCAGCCUGUAUUGAUAUUUGCACUAAGUGAAGUAAUUCACAUGGUAAAUUGGUGAAUGUCUGUAAUACAGGAUGUGUGUAUAUGUGUAUGGAGAACUCUGCUGCCAGGAAAGCUGAUUCUAAAGAAAUUAAAAUCAGUCAGUUGGCUUCUAAAUUAUUAGAAAUUACAAACUAAUGAAAUUCCUUAUAACAAAAUAUUUUUGCCAAGUUGGAACUAGCAUUUAAACAAUACAGAAUGUUUAUUGAUUGUUUUCCAAAUUUUUUGCAAAAUAGUUUAAGCUUUAUUGUAUUGCACAUAGUUCAUUAGUGCACAUCAAUAUAAUAUUGUAUAAUACUGCUUAUUCUCAAUUAACCUUUAAGUAAUACAUUUCUCAGGAUAAUUUGUUCUUUCUUUAAAAGAAGUAUAUGAUUUUAUGUCAUUACAAAUGAUAUAAUAAGUAUUCCAUUUAUUGAUAAACGAUUUCAUUCUAUUCUAAAUUGGAUUUCAUUCAGAUGCUGAUCCUCUUCAAAAUUAGUGCACCGCCAUAUGUAUGAGUGCCAAUUCUCUCACGCUUAUAUCAGCUGGACAAGUGAAAAUGUUCUUUUUAUUUUAUAGUGAAUGCUGGCACAUCAUUGAUUUGUGCCAUUUUAAUUACUGUAUCUAUAUAAGUUUUGGAUGAUUUCAGUAAGAUUAUUCCAAGACUACAAUACUAUGCUUACAUUUGAAUAAACUUGUAAAAGCAUGUUUAAAAUCUUCUUCUAUUGACACAGCAUAAUUGUGAUGUUACUGUCUAGUAGACAAAAUCUUGUUUGGUUAAAAUGGCCAUAAAAUAUUUCACUCAUUUUAUGUCCCAGUUUAGGGUUGAAACAAUAUUAGAAAAGCAUGAUGGAAAAAUGUGGAUGAAUAAAGAACUCACUGGCAAAAAGUUUCACAGAUUUGGAGAUACAUGUUUUCAAAUACAUCUAUACAGUCAAGGUGAAAAUGUGUUGAGUCAGCCAAACCCAAAACAAACAAAGACUAAAGAAAGAGAAGAAAAGCUGUUUUAUCUACACAAAGAAAACGAACAAAUGCUUCCCUUUCUCCCAAGCAGAAACACAAACACCCAGAAAAAAAAUGGCAGCCAAGUUCUUCACCCAGUGACACGGAUAUUUCUCAAA